CCGUCUCUGCCCGCUCUCUCGACGAUUUCUUUCUCUCCCUCCAUUUUGCCCCCUUCUUGUCUUUUUGUUAGGGUUUCUUCAACUCUGCUCUCCAGCUCCUCCCUCCCCAAUUCCGCGCCCAGCCGAAUUGGCGCGAUCUCCGUCGCCAUGGUCUCCGGCGUCGCGCACCGCCCGGACAAGGACGGCGGCGCUCCGGCCGUCCAACGCCCGCUGCCGCCGGUGGGGGCCCGGGCGUCCCCGGGCGCGCCGACGCCCUCCGCGUCCACCAGCGGCGGGAGCGCGGGCUCCCCGUCCAGCCGCAGCGAGCAGCACGCCCCCGACGGUGCUGGCAAGGGGGCGGCCCUGGCGGCGGCGGGGGCGUCGGCGUCGGCGUCCACGCCGGUCAGCGAGAGCACGUUCCUCCGUCUGAAUAACCUCGACAUCAACGGCGACGACGCGCCUUCGUCGCAGGCUCCUACGAGUAAGAAGAAAAAGAGAGGAGCACGGGCAGUUGGUCCUGAUAAAGGUAACCGGGGAUUGCGCCAGUUUAGUAUGAAAGUUUGUGAGAAAGUUGAAAGUAAAGGGAGAACAACAUAUAACGAGGUGGCAGAUGAACUUGUUGCUGAGUUUGCAGAUCCCAAUAAUAAUAUUGAAUCACCAGAUCCCGACAAUCCCAACGCACAACAAUAUGAUGAGAAAAAUAUACGAAGAAGAGUUUAUGACGCUUUGAAUGUUCUGAUGGCUAUGGACAUUAUAUCGAAAGAUAAAAAGGAGAUCCAGUGGAAGGGCUUGCCUCGGGCUAGUAUAGAUGAUAUUGAAGAAUUGAAGACAGAGCUUGUGGGACUGAAAGGUAGGAUUGAGAAGAAAAGUGCUUAUUUGCAAGAGCUGCAAGACCAAUAUGUAGGUCUGCAAAACUUGAUUCUACGGAAUGAGCAGUUAUAUGGUUCAGGAAACACACCUCCAGGUGGAGUGAUUUUGCCAUUUAUCCUGGUCCAGACACGACCUCAUGCAACUGUAGAAGUCGAGAUAUCUGAAGAUAUGCAAUUGGUGCAUUUUGACUUCAAUAGCACUCCGUUUGAGUUGCAUGAUGACUCGUAUGUACUAAAAGAAAUGAGGUUAUGUGGAAGAGAACAGCAUGACGGUAGUCAAGAGCCAAGCUCAAAUGGAGGUGAGAGCUCAAGCAUGCCAAAUAUUUAUCGGCAUCAGUUACAGCAUCCUGGAGGGCCUAAUAACGGUACAAUUAGAUUACCAACCUCACCCCCUAUCCCAGGAAUUCUGAAAGGGCGUGUGAAGCAUGAGCAUUAGGGCUAGGAUGUUUGUUUAUCGACCAUGUUGUCUGAGUUGUUUUUUUUGUUACAGUUCUUCUUUGUGUAAAGGGCCUGUAAAUUAUUGUACAAGGGGAGUAGUAGUUUGAUCUGAUUUAGCUCUGCACCAGAUUGGUAGAACGAUGGGUACCCUCAGUAAUUCUAACCGUCUUAUGGUUGAGGAAAACAUUGACGAGACGUAAUUGUGUAAAGCAAUGUAAAAUAGUUAACGCU
Messenger RNA from Phragmites australis (common reed), 1517 nucleotides. Its product is annotated as transcription factor-like protein DPB. Gene Ontology annotation, molecular function: DNA-binding transcription factor activity, RNA polymerase II-specific; RNA polymerase II transcription regulatory region sequence-specific DNA binding. The coding region runs from base 148 to 1284 and encodes 378 amino acids. Lineage: Eukaryota; Viridiplantae; Streptophyta; Magnoliopsida; Poales; Poaceae. Gene Ontology annotation, biological process: regulation of cell cycle; regulation of transcription by RNA polymerase II. The transcript is spliced from 9 exons. The record is from RefSeq and is a predicted model, not a curated record. Gene Ontology annotation, cellular component: nucleus; transcription regulator complex.